AUGUCCAAAGACCAGUCCCGCCGCUCCCUCUCCUUCCCAAAGUUCCUUAUCCCCUCCUUCCCCACCAAACACACCACCACUACCAGCACAACCCACUCUCCUCCACCUAUCAACUCCACCUCCAACGGCUCCAAAUACCUAACCGGCCACCUCUCCUACCUCCACUGCACGACCUGCGCGGCGCACCUCUGCUUAACCUCCCAAAUAAUCAGCAAAGGCUUCACCGGCCGCCACGGCCGCGCAUACCUCGUCUCCGCCGAACCCGUCGCCAGCGCCGUCUCAGUGAGCGCAUCUUCCUCACCAACCGUUUCCCUCCCCAACACGAUUCUCCAACACCCCGUACCACGACAGCUGGUCACAGGCGCGCAUACAGUUAGCGAUGUGAGCUGUGCGUUUUGCGGGACUGUGUUAGGGUGGAAGUAUGUUGCGGCUGAGGAGGAGUCGCAGAGAUACAAGGUUGGGAAGUUUAUUUUGGAGACGAAGAAGAUUACGGCUAGUUCGUGUUGGGAGGCGCUUGAGGAUGAGCAUGGGGAUGGGGAUGGGGAUAGGGCUGUGGGAGGUGGAGGGUCUGGGUCUGGGGAUGAGAGUGAAGACAAGGCCGAGUUUGAUAGUCAGGAUGAGGAUGAGUGUGAGGAUCUGUUUGCGGGGAUUUGGAGUCCUGGGUUGGCUAGUCGAAGGAGGAGUCGGAAGAUUGAGCGACGGCCUGCGACUGCGAUUUUUGGGAUUUCGUGA
Molecule: messenger RNA, 732 nt
Organism: Penicillium subrubescens
Lineage: Eukaryota; Fungi; Ascomycota; Eurotiomycetes; Eurotiales; Aspergillaceae
Product: yippee/mis18 family protein
Exons: 1
Coding region: 1-732 (243 amino acids)
Source: RefSeq, a predicted model, not a curated record